Molecule: messenger RNA, 531 nt
Organism: Penicillium mononematosum
Lineage: Eukaryota; Fungi; Ascomycota; Eurotiomycetes; Eurotiales; Aspergillaceae
Product: RING finger protein
Exons: 3
Coding region: 1-531 (176 amino acids)
Molecular function (GO): zinc ion binding
Source: RefSeq, a predicted model, not a curated record
AUGGCGGACGAUUCUAUGCCGCGAGAGGAGAUAAUUGGGGUUGUUAUUGGGGCGGUUGCCCUGUUCUCCCUGAUCAGCAUGAUUCCAGUAUUGAUCAUGUGGCAUCACCGGCGACGCACGGCCAUGCGGGCAAUGGCCGAAACCCGCGUUCUCCCACCAGUCUAUCAGGUACAGUUGCAGAACGUGUUGGGCCAACCUGUGUCCGUUGACCGAUGGUUGGAAGAACAAAGCCUAACCCGCCCAGCCCCAUUUGCCUCUCGGCACUGUCGUCAUCCCCAUACCUCGCCUGUCCCGACCCAGCCGUUCUGGCCCACGGCCAGCACAACCACAACCCGAAUACGGCGACACGUCCAGCCCCCCCACUGCAGCUGCGGGGCCCAACAUUCCCCACCUGAUAGCGAGGUCCUCAUACUGAACCGCUGCAAGCACGCCUUCCACCUCGAUUGUCUCAAAUCCUGGUUUGAAUACCGUCGGUACAAGUGCCCGAUCUGCCAAGCUUCGUAUUCGCCAGAGGAAGAGAGACGAGGAUAG